Paramisgurnus dabryanus is the source of this 6159-nucleotide messenger RNA. It is a transcript of the gene nlgn2b, whose product is annotated as neuroligin 2b. The record is from RefSeq and is a predicted model, not a curated record. Lineage: Eukaryota; Metazoa; Chordata; Actinopteri; Cypriniformes; Cobitidae. Gene Ontology annotation, molecular function: neurexin family protein binding. Gene Ontology annotation, cellular component: membrane.
CGUGCUUGUGUAUGUGUGUGUCAGAGGGAGAGAGAGAGAGAGAUGUGAGGAAAAGAGAGUCGUACAUUGCGAUUCAGGACUCCUGAAUCUUGACAGCUUGCGCGUGAAGUGAGGAAUGGAUAUCUGAAGCCAAAUCGCAUCAUAAUUGUUCGCAUGUGGGAAUAACAAUUAAUGUUAUCGUUAGAUAUCAAGAAGAAAACGACGAAUUCAGAUUGUUUUCUCUUUUGUGCAUAGACGAAGAGGAGUCAUCUGUGAAUGAGAGAGACUGGGAGCUGAUGAGAAGUCGUGUCAACGGAUGGUUUUAUCUUAUUUUGCGUAUUUUUAUCCAGUCUGGAGGAAAGGACUUUAAAAUGAGUCGCCAUGACAAUAGAGGACCCGCGUCUCCCGCGCUUAGUUAGCCGCUAAUGCGUUAUACGCAUUUGUUUCUGUUGUUGUUUUAUUUUAUCGUUUCCCUACCUCCGUUACUGUGAUAAGAUAUGUGCUAACCUCGCCGUCGGGAGAGACAAGGGUGUUGUCAGAAAAAAAGAAAGAGGAGGGGGUUGAGAGGUGUUUUUUCCUCAUUUUUGUUAUUUUUUUAUUUUCACUCCCCUUCAUUUUUUACUUUCUUUUCAUUUCUUGGGCUGCUUUGCGAAAGAGACUGACGCGAAGAAGGUAAAUUGAUGUGCGCGAGCCUGCGACACAUUCAUGACGAAUUACCUGUGAAUAAAAGACACCAAUGGCAUAACGCCGACUUCAAGACCCAAGUCUGAAAAUCACCGGAACCUUUGAAGAGGGGAAACUAAUAAGCAAGACGCAACCGAAAGCGUGUUGAAGUAACAUCACCAUGAAGUUCUUUAGCCUUCUGAGUCAGCAGGCCUUUUGUUCGCUCCACUGAGGAAUCUCCCUCCUUCACUUCUUCAUAUACUGCACCCCAACGUUGUCGUCAUCAGGGCGGCCUAAAAACUCCCUCACGCUCUUCUGUUUCGCAUCUUUCACCCAUCACUGGGGCGUAACUGACCCCAGUAGAAUCAUGUCAUUGGUGGGCGUGGCACCAUCGCGUCGGGAGUCAGGACGCUCCUGCCCGCGCCGCGUAUCUGACGCUUGCAUAGUGUGGCUGUUGGGACUGGCGCUGCGUCUGACGCUCUCCUCCUGCCAGCGGGCAGACCUCACCGCCGCCAAGCACCCCAUGGUCACCACAGGCUACGGAAAGAUUCGGGGCAUACGCAAAGAGUUGAACAACGAAAUCCUAGGCCCGGUCGAGCAGUACUUGGGCGUCCCCUACGCCACCCCCCCUAUAGGCGAAAGACGGUUCCAGCCUCCGGAGGCACCAGGGUCCUGGCAGGAGAUCCGUAACGCUACCCAGUUUGCACCAGUGUGCCCUCAGAAUAUCCAUGGGGUGUUGCCUGAGAUCAUGCUUCCCGUAUGGUUCACGGACAACCUGGAUGCAGCCGCAGCAUAUGUGCAGAACCAGAGUGAAGACUGUCUUUACCUCAACGUUUACGUCCCCACUGAGGACGGUCCGCUCACAAAAAAACACGAUGAGUCUACGAUGAACAGGCCGAGGGACGAAGAUAUUAGAGAUCGUCGGAAGAAGCCUGUGAUGUUGUUUAUCCACGGAGGUUCAUACAUGGAGGGAACGGGAAACAUGUUUGACGCCAGCGUUCUUGCCGCCUAUGGAAACGUGAUUGUCGUCACUAUGAACUACAGAUUGGGAGUUUUGGGUUUUCUGAGCACUGGAGAUCAGUCGGCGAAGGGGAAUUAUGGGCUGUUGGACCAGAUUCAGGCUCUUCGCUGGCUUAAUGAGAACAUCGGCCACUUUGGAGGAGACCCAGAGAGAAUCACCAUAUUUGGAUCCGGGGCCGGAGCAUCAUGCGUCAACCUUCUCAUCCUGUCCCAUCACUCUGAAGGUCUGUUCCAGAGGGCUAUUGCUCAGAGCGGCACAGCCAUAUCCAGCUGGUCGGUGAACUACCGUCCGCUGACGUACACCAAGAUCCUGGCCAAGAAGGUGGGCUGCAGCUACAGCGACACUGCCGAUCUUGUGGACUGUCUGAGGAGGAAGAGCUUCAGGGAGCUUGUGGAACAGGACAUCCAACCGGCGCGCUACCACAUCGCAUUCGGGCCGGUGCUGGAUGGAGAUGUGGUCCCCGACGACCCUGAGAUUCUCAUGCAGCAGGGGGAGUUUCUGAACUACGACAUCCUACUGGGGGUGAACCAGGGCGAAGGGCUGAAAUUUGUGGAUGACAGCGAGGGCGAGGAUGGGAUUUCUGCUGCUUCGUUCGAUUACACCAUAUCCAACUUUGUGGACAACCUGUACGAAUAUCCAGUCGACAUACUUCGGGAGACUAUAAAGUUUAUGUACACUGAUUGGGCUGACCGUGAUAACGGUGACAUGCGGCGUAAAACUCUCCUCGCGCUUUUUACCGACCACCAGUGGGUGGCGCCGGCCGUGGCUACGGCGAAGCUGCACGCUGAGUUCCAGUCACCCGUUUAUUUUUACACCUUCCAUCACCACUGCCAGACGGAGGCACGACCCGAGUGGGCAGAUGCGGCGCACGGCGAUGAGAUCCCAUACGUGUUCGGCGUUCCCAUGGUGGGAGCCACAGAUCUGUUUCCCUGCAACUUUUCCAAGAACGACGUCAUGCUCAGUGCCGUGGUUAUGACAUACUGGACAAACUUCGCCAAGAGCGGUGAUCCGAACGUUCCUGUACCGCAGGAUACAAAAUUCAUCCACACCAAGCCAAAUCGCUUCGAGGAAGUGAUCUGGACAAAGUUCAGCCCUAAGGACAAGCAGUACCUGCACAUCGGACUGAAGCCUCGCAUCCGUGACAAUUACCGUGCCAACAAGGUGGCUUUCUGGCUCGAACUGGUUCCGCAUCUUCACACCCUAACGAUCACGUAUUCAACCACAGGACUGCCCCCCGGAGGACGCGAACGGCCUGGCUGGAAGGGUCCGGCCCAGAGCCCUGGCACACGAUCCACGCGCCACCCCACGGUCUCCACCUACCCUCCCGAUUCCUCCGACCUGGAGGGUUCUGAACGCCCUCGCAUCUCCCCCUUCCCGGAACAGACGCGAGACUAUUCGACCGAGCUGAGCGUGACGGUGGCGGUCGGGGCGUCUCUGCUCUUCCUCAACGUGCUGGCGUUUGCCGCGUUGUACUACAAACGCGACAAGCGCCACGAGCUGCUUCAACGGCGUCACCGGCGCCUCUCGCCCCAGCGUGGAGCGGGGCCAGGUGUGGGCAUCGUUGGAGCCCCGCCCCAUAAUGACCUGGCACUUAGCCAGGAGGAGGAACUCAUGUCCUUGCAGAUGAAGCAACAGAGGGUGGAGCUCGAUCAUGGCACCCCACGUGGUCUGCACGGUGACCUGGAGCCCCUGAGACCGCCCGUGUGCCCGCCGGAUUACACUCUGGCGUUGAGACGGGCGCCCGAGGAUGUGCCUCUCAUGACGGCUAAUGCCCUUUCUAUGAUCCCUAGCACCAUUACUGGCAUGCAACCACUGCAUGCCUUCAACACAUAUCCACCUGCACCUGCACCGAGUGCUGGGCACAGCAACAACGCCCUGCCCCAUCAACACUCCACCACACGGGUAUAGUAGUGGUCUCGGUUAGAGGGGACCAGGCCCACUACUUUUAGGACCUUGAGUACUAAAAGUGGUGCUUUAGUGGAUACUGUCCCAAUGCACCACUGGCAUCCUUUUUAACUCGAAUCCCUACCCAGCACACACUCUCUCUCUCUCUCUCUCUCUCUCUCUCUCUCUCUUUCUUAUUUUCGUGCUGUUGUCUUUUUUGGAUUGAGCAGACUGAGCUCCUUUAUUUUUGUUCCCCUGUUUUUUUACCCAUGUUUCAUUGCCAUCUUCCCAACUUCUUUGCUGUAGCCGUUUCUAGUCCCCCCCCCCCAAAAAAACAUUUUUUUCCUACUUCGGACUGUUUUAUAAAUGAAGAAAGCAUACGUGUAUAAUAUGUAUUACUGAUUAUAAGGCUAUGAAUGAAAAACGAUUCUACUAUCUAAUUUUUACCAGCAUUCUUGUGCCAAGUACUGUGACCGUCGUCCAAUCAGACGCAGGCUCGUGGACAGACACGGAAAGGAUCGCCUGAACUGGAUCUAAUCGAGGAAUUUGCAGAAUUGAGAAAAGUGCCAAAUUUAUUUCGUCUUUUGUUUUCUUUUCUGUGUUCUUUUCUGUUUAUUUUAGCUUUUUGUUUUGCACUAUCACUGUUAUUUGCCUAUGGGCAGUAAUGAAAAAAGUAUUCUUAAAUUUAUCUUGCCCGCGCUUUGGAAAAUUUGCAUGAUUUAUUUUUUAAGAGGAGAAAAAUGGACAGGUGAACAACAGCGUUUAUUCCACAAGACUCUUCUUUUUUCUUUUUUCUCCGUCUAUCUCUUUUUUACAUCAGCUCUUAAUUUGGAGAUUCUUUUCUCUCUGUAGAUACGUGAUCAUAUCCGGAAAUGAAAACUGAUUCUUGACGAUAGCAAACGGGAUAAACGGUUCCCUUUCUUUUCGUUUAUAAUUACGAAAGCCGUACCACAAAGCAGAUCCACCUCUCCCCUCCUCUUUACUGUAAACCCCCACGUUUCUCUCUGCUCCGUACCAUCACGAUAACUUAAGGAACGGUCACUGUGCUACGCUGGCUCUCCAUAAAAACUCGGACCCGGCACCUGCGCUCGUCUCUGCACAGCUGGAUUCUUUUAUCCGGAGCCCUAUCCAGAAUAUUCCUUUCGCUCCCUGACACUAACCUUUGAGCGAUUGUCUCAGUUUGAACUCACUCGACCUGAUUCAACCUCUGGAAGUCUCUCUUUUACGGUGGGAGCGGAUGAGGUCCGAGUGCUUGAAACGGGACAGAUGGGUCUCUGAGAAAACUGAAAAGCUUCUGGAAGCGGUUCAUGCAUAACACGGAUGAACUCAGAGGUGGUAGAGGUGUCUUCCCUCGGGCCACUUAAAUAUACAUUUAAUAUCCGUACAGGAAAGUAACUGUGCACAUUGAUCUCAUUUUCACCGUCUGUUUGGUUUGAUUUGUUUUGUCUUGUUUCUGUCAGUGGAAGGACGAAAGCCGCUGAACACACUUUCUGUCACGCCCGAAUCUCAAUCCUGACAAAAAAAGAAACAAACACAAGAUGCAAAAUGUACAUUUUUUAUAAAUGUAGGAGAUGGUCUUUGUAAAUAUUUUGUUUCUUGUUGGGCCAAUCGUAUCCACUGUAAAAACAGGUGCAAGCUCAUUCAGCCAAUCGCCACUCUUCUCCACUCACAAUCCUGAAUAACUUUAUUAGAUGUCAGUUUGCUUGAUUUUAAAGAUGCUUUUCGGGAGUGUGCACUGAAAUGACAUUCAGUUGUAGUGAAUGUUGAGGGAAUCGGGAAUAAAACACGUAUAUAUAUUUAAGAAUAAGCGUGGUUGAUGGGUGCAUUUGGAUUUGAAAUUUGCUGCAAAACCCGAUGUGCUUUAGUCUUCAGGGACAAUACGUCAGGCUAGAUGGAAGAACCGGGGCCAAAACGAGACAAUAUUGGCUGAAAGCUAGCCAUCAUCGGUUAUACACGUAUAUAUACAAGAUUUGAUUUCCUCAUAAGAGGCUUUGAGAUAUAAAACGAGUGCUCGAGUCGGCACCGUUUUUUCGAGGGCCCUGCUGUUUGCGUUUCUCUCCUGGGUUUUCUUUACAACGCUUCAGUGAAGGAGAUGACACCGUGGGAUUGUUGUUGUUUCUCUAAGUUCUUGGAAAUUUAGCGUUACCCAAACCAUUCGAGAUUGGCUGGGGUGGGAGUUCUAGUUUAUCUCUUUGUUGUGAAUUUGAGCUGCAUAUAUUUCAAAGUAGAGAAUUUAAACAGUUCAUAUUUUUCUACAAAAUAACAGGAGAGGAUUCUACUGGCAACUAACAGACAUAUAAAGCACAUUUUCGCCAGACGCAUAUGGUGAUAUUUUUUGUCUGGUUUGCCUGUGUAUUAUAGAGGAUUUAAAAAAAAAAUCAGAAAAACAACUGUUCAGUAUUAAUGCUUGGUCGCCAAAAAAGACUUGCACCUGUUGAGUUUUAUUUUGUUGAAUUUCAGCAACGUUUAAAGGCUUGAGGUAAGGGGACUGUAUGACCGUAACGGGUCUAAAAAAUUCAUAUUUCUAUUUCCUAUACAGGCUACUACACACUGUAUGUUGUGUAUCUGAACUGGACAACAUUAAAACAGGUUAUUAAACAUACGGGCACAUU